UGUCAAAUUAAUUCGAAAAAUGACAUAUUCGUGUCCGUUUAGUAUUGGUUCUCAUUUGCCACGUGCACGUAUUGUUUUUUAGCCGUUUUUCCAUUACUUAAAUGUAAUAAACAUAAAUCUUUUCGACACUUCGAUUGAAGUUGUAAACUUUUAUACAUAUAUACAUACAUACAUGAUCGUUCUGAUUAAAUACAUUUGACGUUACAUACUUCUGUAAGUCUUACAGAAACAUGUUUUAUACCAGGUGACGCCAGGAAAAUUGCAGAUCAUAAAGUCUUCCAUGUUCCAUAAUUUUUAUUUAUAAUUAAUUUGUACUAUUUUGAUCGUCAAAAUGAAUUUAAAAAGCGUUAAGGACAGACUGAAAGAUGAAACGUUGGAUCUUAGCUUAUGCGACCUGAAGGAAGUGCCUGUUCGAGAAAUCACAACCAUAAAAAAAGCAACACAUUUGGAUUUAUCAAAUAAUUUAUUAACUUGUUUGCCUACUAACUUUGUCAAUCUUAAGCAAAUAGUUAAAUUGGAUCUUAGUAGAAAUAUGUUAACAGAAAUUCCUGAGAAUUUUGGUGAAUUACGGCAACUGAAACAUUUAGAUCUUUAUGCAAAUCAGAUAAGCAGGCUACCGCUUAGUUUAAGCGAGUUAAAAAAUUUAAGAUGGUUAGAUUUAAAGGAAAAUCCUUUAACCCCUGCAGUGGCAAGCGUCGCAGGACCGUGUAGUAAUCUAACCGAAUGUCAGGCAUGCGCUCGUAAUAUUGUUACAUAUUUAUCGCAUGUAAAGCUUACUAUAGAAGAAGAAAAGUUACGAAGACUAAAUGCAAUUAUUGAUACAGAAACAGAUACAGUAUCAACAAAAAAGACAGGAAAAAAGAAAAAGAAGAAAGCAGCAGAUAAAGAUAAUAAACCGAAUAUAGAUAAAAAUGAACGUAAUUCUUUGCUGAAGUUAUCGCGAAGCGAUGAAAGCGAAAUGAAAAGUUCGACGGCAACGAAUGAUCGAAAGUACACCGAUAAGCAAUCGAUUAAAGGAAAUACGUGUCGGACAUUUCUGCACACGAUUACAUGGCUUUUCUUAUUUAGUUUAAUACUGCUUAUGUCAAUCCUGAUUCUUCCAUUGUACUCAAAGCAAUCGGAAUUACUUGUAAAUCAUUUCGAAACAAACAUGGGUAUACCUUUGAAGACGAUCCAACAACGUAGUACCGAUAUGUUCUAUUCCUUCACGCGAAGCGUAUCCAACAUUUACAAAGAUAUAUAUUACGUUUACGAGAAGAAUUUUAACACGAACAAAGACAUUUCAAUAAAUGAAUAAACUGUACUGUUUCUAACGAUAAGAUGGAGCUCGUUAUUAACACUUUGACGAUCGGUAUGAUGUACUUGUAGCUUCUUGUAGACGAAACAUUCUUUGCCUUAUUUUUUUCUACUGUAUCACAAUUACAGUUGAUAAAUAAUA
Osmia bicornis bicornis is the source of this 1438-nucleotide messenger RNA. RefSeq names its product leucine-rich repeat-containing protein 59-like. The coding region runs from base 332 to 1297 and encodes 321 amino acids. NCBI's taxonomy places the organism in Eukaryota, Metazoa, Arthropoda, Insecta, Hymenoptera, Megachilidae. Gene Ontology annotation, molecular function: protein binding. The record is from RefSeq and is a predicted model, not a curated record. The transcript is spliced from 7 exons.